AUGUGCUACGACCGCUACGUUGCCAUCUGCAAACCCCUGCACUAUGGGACCAUCCUGGGCAGCAGAGCUUGUGCCCACAUGGCAGCAGCUGCCUGGGCCACUGGGUUUCUCAGUGCUCUGCUGCACACAGCCAAUACAUUUUCCCUGCCCCUGUGCCAGGGCAAUGCCCUGGGCCAGUUCUUCUGUGAACUCCCACACAUCCUCAAGCUCUCCUGCUCACACUCAGGCUACCUCAGGGAACUUGGGCUUAUUGUGGUUAGUUUCUUUUUAAUAUUUGGUUGUUUCAUUUUCAUUGUUUUCUCCUAUGUGCAGAUCUUCAGGGCUGUGCUGAGGAUCCCCUCUCAGCAGGGACGGCACAAAGCCUUUUCCAUGUGCCUCCCUCACCUGACCGUGCUCUCCCUGUUUAUCAGCACCUUAUUCUUUGCCUACCUGAAGCCCCCCUCCAUCUCCUCCCCAUCCCUGGAUCUGGUGGUGUCAGUUCUAUACUCGGUGGUUCCUCCAACACUGAACCCCUUCAUCUACAGCCUGAGGAACCAGGAGCUCAAGGAUGCCCUGAGGAAACUCAUAACUGGGUGUUUUUCAGAAGCAACAAACUUUCUUUCUUCUGCAUGUUAUGGGCAUCAUUAA
Messenger RNA from Pseudopipra pipra, 627 nucleotides. Its product is annotated as olfactory receptor 14J1-like. The record is from RefSeq and is a predicted model, not a curated record. Gene Ontology annotation, biological process: G protein-coupled receptor signaling pathway. Gene Ontology annotation, molecular function: olfactory receptor activity; odorant binding. Bases 1 to 627 code for a protein of 208 amino acids. Gene Ontology annotation, cellular component: membrane. NCBI's taxonomy places the organism in Eukaryota, Metazoa, Chordata, Aves, Passeriformes, Pipridae. The transcript has a single exon.